Messenger RNA from Gossypium raimondii (Peruvian cotton), 1909 nucleotides. Its product is annotated as benzaldehyde dehydrogenase, mitochondrial. NCBI's taxonomy places the organism in Eukaryota, Viridiplantae, Streptophyta, Magnoliopsida, Malvales, Malvaceae. The record is from RefSeq and is a predicted model, not a curated record. Gene Ontology annotation, molecular function: aldehyde dehydrogenase (NAD+) activity. The transcript is spliced from 11 exons. Bases 154 to 1749 code for a protein of 531 amino acids.
UUAACGUGGCACCAAAUACAUGUCCAAGAGACUCUGAGAAAUGUGAUCCAACUGUCACCUCCCUCUCAAACUAUAAUAUUCUUCUCUCACCCUUCCCUUACUUAAACCUCCUUGCGCCAUCUCCUUACCCAUUGUACAUCAUUUGUAUCGACCAUGGCAGCGGCUUCCCGAAUUUCUUCCUUGCUUUCUCGUUCUCUCCUCUCUAAAGGGAGGAUCUGUGGAGUGGGCAGAUCAGUGGUUUGUAGCUACACCACCGCUGCUGCUUUAGAGAAACCAAUCACUCCUUCCAUCAACGUCAACUACACCAAGCUUUUAAUUAAUGGCAACUUUGUUGAUUCUGCUUCAGGCAAAACUUUCCCAACAUAUGACCCCAGGACAGGAGAUGUGAUUGCUCAUGUAGCUGAAGGUGAUGCUGAAGAUAUAAAUCGAGCAGUUUCUGCUGCUCGAAAAGCGUUUGAUGAAGGACCCUGGCCAAAGAUGACUGCUUAUGAAAGAUCAAGGGUAUUAUUCCGAUUUGCUGAUCUUAUUGACCAACAUACUGAAGAACUUGCAACACUUGAGACUUGGGAUAACGGAAAGCCAUACGAACAAGCUGCUAAGAUUGAACUACCCAUGAUCUCACGUCUUAUUCGGUACUAUGCUGGUUGGGCGGACAAGAUUCAUGGUCUUACAGUUCCAGCAGAUAGUCCACACCUUGUGCAAACCAUACAUGAACCAAUUGGUGUUGCUGGUCAAAUUAUUCCGUGGAAUUUUCCUGUUCUAAUGUUUGCUUGGAAGGUUGGACCUGCCUUGGCAUGUGGUAAUACUGUCGUUAUUAAGACAGCUGAGCAGACACCAUUGUCUGCUCUUUAUGCUGCCAAGCUACUUCACGAGGCUGGACUUCCUCCAGGUGUUCUCAAUGUGGUUUCAGGGUUUGGUCCAACUGCUGGUGCUGCUCUUGCUAGUCAUAUGCAAGUUGACAAGCUUGCUUUCACUGGAUCAACUGAAACGGGAAAAAUUGUCCUUGAGUUGGCUGCAAAAAGCAACCUUAAGCCCGUAACAUUGGAGCUCGGAGGAAAAUCGCCUUUUAUUGUUUGCAAGGAUGCUGAUGUCGACAAGGCGGUUGAGCUUGCCCACUUUGCUUUGUUCUUCAAUCAAGGACAAUGUUGCUGUGCUGGCUCUCGUACAUACGUACAUGAGAGUGUGUAUGAUGAAUUUUUAGAGAAGGCAAAGGCACGUGCAUUGAAACGUAGUGUUGGCGAUCCAUUUGUAGCAGGCAUUGAACAAGGUCCUCAGAUUGAUUCAGAACAGUUUGAAAAGAUCAUGAGGUACAUAAGAUCAGGUGUUGAAAGUGGAGCAACUCUAGAAACCGGAGGGGAGAGGAUAGGGAACAAGGGCUUCUAUAUUCAACCCACAGUUUUCUCCAACGUGAAGGAGGACAUGUUGAUUGCAAAGGAUGAGAUAUUUGGUCCAGUUCAGUCUAUCCUGAAAUUCAAGGACAUCAACGAGGCUAUUCGGAGGGCAAAUACGACAUCAUAUGGACUGGCAGCGGGUGUGUUUACGCAGGACAUAGACACAGCAAACACCUUGACACGAGCACUGAAAGUGGGAACAGUGUGGAUAAACUGCUAUGAUGUGUUUGAUGCAGCGAUCCCAUUUGGUGGGUACAAGAUGAGUGGACAAGGCAGAGAAAAGGGUAUUCACUGUCUCAGCAAUUACUUGCAAGUGAAGGCCGUUGUCACUCCCUUGAAGGACCCUGCAUGGAUUUAAAAUUCCUUCAAGCUAUCGUUUACAAUGCUACAUCUGUUUCGUUGAUUAGUGAAUAUUGCAGGAAUAAAGAUGAUUGAGGAAUUGUUAUUUUAUCAUAGAUUUAUGGAAUGGAGUGGUGAAAUGUUGAUUGUGACGGAAAAAAAAACUAUAAUUCUUGUCA